Molecule: messenger RNA, 2079 nt
Organism: Vanessa atalanta (red admiral)
Lineage: Eukaryota; Metazoa; Arthropoda; Insecta; Lepidoptera; Nymphalidae
Product: RNA exonuclease 4-like
Exons: 2
Coding region: 30-1043 (337 amino acids)
Biological process (GO): rRNA processing
Cellular component (GO): nucleus
Molecular function (GO): 3'-5' exonuclease activity; nucleic acid binding
Source: RefSeq, a predicted model, not a curated record
ACGCCAUGUGGUGAAGUUGUCAAAAAGAAAUGUCACACUCACACAAAGUCAUCAGCUUCAUAUUUUUUUCAUUUAUAAUAGUUGUCGAUAUUUUAUUAAAAGCAGUUUAUAGCAUAUCGCAUUUGAUAUUAAAUUUAUUAAUCAUUAUAAUAAAACCAAACACCAAUGUAAAUAUGAUAGAAACGUCAACGAAACGUAAACGAAUACCUAAAAAACAAACUAACCAAAGCGAGACUUUUUUAAAAAGAGGUAUUAUAGACGCAAACUGGCAGAAAUUACUCUCAAGUUCACUCAUGGAUAAGAGUGAUGAAACAGCCCCGAAAGAGGAAACGAAAAAUAACUACACAGGCACAUUUAGAAGAGCGCGGAAGAAAAAAAAUAAAGAUUGCAUAGAUAACGUAAAAAAUUUACAAGUACUCCAUAUUAAUAAAGUAGCUAGUUCUGAAAAUUCCGACGGUAAAAGUGAGUUACCGGUAGUAAAGGACAAUAUUAAAAGAAAUAAAGUUACAAAAUUUUUAGCAAUGGAUUGCGAGAUGGUUGGAGUCGGUUACGAAGGAGGGGACCACAUGCUGGCUCGCGUUUCCAUCGUCAAUAAAUUCGGUGAUUGCAUUUACGACAAAUUCGUUAAAGCGCGGGAAGAGGUUGUCGACUACAGAACCGAUAUCAGCGGAAUACGGAAAGAGGAUUUAUUGAAUGGAGACGACUUUGAAAUUGUUCAGAAGGAAGUUGCUGAGCUUAUUCGUGGAAAAAUUCUUGUAGGGCAUUCAUUGAAAAACGACUUGGGAGUACUAUUCUUAUCUCACCCUAAGCGUAACAUAAGGGAUACUUCAAGAUAUAAACCAUUUAGAAAGAUCACCAAAGGCAGCACUCCAUCUCUGAAGCGCUUAGCUAAAGAAAUACUGGGUAUUGAUAUACAGCACGGCGAACACAGUUCGGUCGAGGACGCGAAAGCCGUGAUGCAGUUGUAUUGCACCGUCUCCAAGAACUGGGAACAGAUGCUAGGCGAAAAACGUGGCUACAGCAAGAAGUUCGUCGAAAGUUGAUUUUUAAUCUAAUUGUUAAGUUUUUUCAAUAAAUAACGCGUGCCAAUAAAGUGAUUAUUUUGCCAACGGUACAUGUUUUGUUGUAUUUGAUUGUAAGGUCAGCAAAAUAUACAUAUAUUUUUUUGUAAUAAUUUUGUUAUCAUUUUAUGUAUUGCCAAUAAUAAUCAUGUAGACUGAUAAUUAUUGAAAAUAAAAUAUAUAAAUUAUAAAACAACCCUGGGGUCUUAUGCAAGUUUUGGGUUCAAAAGUAACCUAUGUGCUAUUACAGAGUAUAAAUAAUAUUAGUAACAAAUUUCAUUCAGAUCCUUUAAGCCGUUAUAUACCUAAUACCGCCCCGGCUUCGCGCGGCUGACAUUUUAUUAAGUAGAUAAAUUUUAUAAAAAUCGAUUUAAAUGGUAAUUUUUUUGUGAAACAGUUCAAAAUUUUGUCCAAGGCUUGUAGGUUUAAAUUUGGGUGAUAUUUAAAGUGCAAUAGAAAUGUGAAUACCGUGAGAGGUACGAGGAUGGCCGCCAUUUUAAAAUCUUAUCUUUAUUGGCACGGGUUAUAGCCAAAUCAGUUUUGAUACUUGAAUUGCAAUUAAUAAUUUAUUGGCUGAAUACAUUGAAAUCUUUGACCGAAUAGUCGAAUGUUCGCGCAAAUUAUUCGGGUGUACAACUCAGUCAACAAGAGCUAUUCUGUAAGAACAAUCUCGAAACUUUUCGCAGAAUACGAAAGUUAAAUUCCAGGAUGUUUUAUGCUACAUUGAAUAUUAUUGAACACACGUAUCAAAGUUGCGUAUCUUUUAACAUUACACUGUAUAAUCUUUUGAGUUCUUGGUAUUAUUUUUGUUUAGAACUAAUUAAACAAUAUAUUAAUUAUUGUAACAGUCCUCCGUCAUGGUGUAACAUAGUCUUCCGGCUAAUCUAAAUAGAAAUAAUGGGAUUAAGACAUAGACAAUUUUAUUAAUAUGAUAUAUUCUUAAUAUCCACAAGUGAGAAGUGAGCUUUUACAGAAUAGCUCUGUUGGAAUAGGUCUUGUCUAACCUUAUCAUAUAAUU